Molecule: messenger RNA, 831 nt
Organism: Trachymyrmex cornetzi
Lineage: Eukaryota; Metazoa; Arthropoda; Insecta; Hymenoptera; Formicidae
Product: probable multidrug resistance-associated protein lethal(2)03659
Exons: 3
Coding region: 1-831 (276 amino acids)
Biological process (GO): transmembrane transport
Cellular component (GO): membrane
Molecular function (GO): ATPase-coupled transmembrane transporter activity; ATP hydrolysis activity; ATP binding
Source: RefSeq, a predicted model, not a curated record
AUGUUACAGAAGGCUUACGGUGAAUCGACUUUAUCAAAAACAUGUGCAUAUGAGUGGAAGGCAAGAUCGAGUUCAAGAACGUAUUUUUGCGCUACACGCCCCGCUGGAGGCGCCGGACUUAAAAAUCUCAACUUCGUUAUCUUUCCGCGGGAGAAAAUUGGCAUCGUUGGUAGAACCGGCGCUGGCAAGUCAUUCUUAAUCCAGGCGCUCUUCCGCCUGUCCGACAUGGACAGUCUGACUGAGAUCGAUGAAGUCGACACAAGCCAGAUAGGCUUGCACGAUUUGCGCUCCAAGAUCAGUAUUAUCCCUCCAGAACCGUUCCUGUUAUCUGGCAGCCUGAGAUGGAACCUCGAUCCGUUCGACUCGUAUAUGGACGAACCACUGUGGCGGGCUCUUGAGGAGGUCGAGUUGAAGGAGAUGGGCUUGGAAGCCCACAUCAAUGAGGGCGGCUCCAAUCUUAGGGUCGGCCAACGGCAAUUGGUCUGCUUGGCACGAGCUAUUGUGAGGAACAAUCCAUUACUUGUGCUGGACGAGGCGACCGCGAAUGUGGACCCGCGUACAGACGAACUCAUCCAGACAACUAUCAGGAAAAAAUUCGAGAAGUGUACAGUGCUAACAAUUGCUAAUCGACUCAACACCGUUAUGGACAGCGAUCGUAUCUUGGUGAUGGACGCCGGUGAAAAAACCCUUCACGAUCAUCCUCACAUGUUGUUGCAAAAAGACACGGGCUACCUGAAGAGCAUAGUGCAGGAGACCGGCAUGGUGAUGGCGGAGGUUCUGGCUUCCGUCGCCCAUAACUGCUAUCAGAAUCGUGGAUUUACGGCGUUUUGA